AGCUCUUUAGUAGUAACUGUAGAAGUACUCGUGCCGGGCGUAGUACGUACUGCGUCGUUCCGUAGGCGCGCGAGCCGGUCGUUUCGUGUUCGUGUUCGUAUUAUAAUAUUAUAAUUUAUAAAUGAUACUGAAAUAUUAUAUCGUCGUGUGUGAUAAUAAUAAUAAAUACAAUUUUAAUCUACAGUAUUGUCGUAUUACAUUUUUUUUUCGUCGUGUUUAUGCGUAUACCGCAAAUAUUCAAUAAAAUUAUUUUUUUAUUCGUCCGAAAACCUCGUACAACAAAUACAGCUGAUAACAUGCAGAUAACGAUCGUCGUCGAGCAGUGUUGAGCACUACCCAGGAGGGACGGCACUCAAGAGUCGCUAUGGAGGCGGCCGGAGGGUUCCUCUUGUUUAUCCGCGUCUUGGCGGGAUUAUGGCUUACAGCCGAUUGUUCUAAGUUCACCGCCGAUGAACUGCUUUGCUCGAUUUACCCGAAAAAAAUAUCUAAUGAUGUCGAUUUAGACCCCUGCAAAGCCGGUAAUUUUAUGGGCGAUAUAGCCGUACCUGAUGUAGAGUACAGUAACAAAAAAGAAAAAGACAGACAAGUUUAUGCAGAAAAAGUAGAAAAAUACAAAAAAGAAAUAAAUGAAGGGCUACAAAUUGAAGAAGAGGGUAUAGUACAAGGGAUGAGUAAGUCAAUUGAUGUAGCACAGAUCAAGAUAAGACACAGACACAACAAUAGGACAAGGAAGAACCACUUAAAUAAGAGGAAAAACAACGAUCAUCGGGAUAAAACAACAGUUCUUGAUAACUCUUUAAGCAGGAACAUUGUCCAUUCGAGGAGACGUAGAGCGGCCACUGCAAGAAAAGAAAGAGUAUGGGAUUUCGGCGUAAUACCUUACGAGAUCGACAGUAGCUUUGGCGGUCCGCACAAGGCGCUGUUCAAACAAGCCAUGCGACAUUGGGAAAAUUUCACGUGCAUUAAAUUCGUUGAACGUAAUCCUGACGAGCACCCUAAUUAUAUUGUGUUCACCGAAAGACCUUGUGGAUGUUGUUCUUUUGUGGGCAAACGUGGCAACGGCCCGCAGGCGAUAUCUAUAGGCAAAAACUGCGACAAGUUCGGGAUCGUUGUGCACGAGCUUGGACAUGUGGUCGGCUUCUGGCACGAACACACCAGACCGGAUCGUGACAAUCACGUGCAGAUCGUGAGAGAUCACAUCAUAGUCGGACAAGAAUACAAUUUCAAUAAAUUAACCGAAGAAGAAGUAAAUUCAUUGGGCCUUCCAUAUGAUUAUGAUUCUAUCAUGCACUACGCUAAAAACACGUUUUCGAAGGGGUCGUAUUUAGAGACCAUACAUCCAAUCGAUGCGGUAAGAAAUUUGAAGAAACGGCCAGAGAUUGGACAACGUGUCCGUCUUAGUGAAGGAGACAUAGCCCAGACAAAGCUUUUGUACAAAUGUUACAGGUGUGGAAAGACCUUGCAGGAGAACAGCGGCAUUUUUGGUUAUUCGCCCGAACCUGGGCAGGAGUACGGAGACAGAUGCGAAUGGCGUAUCACGGCUACGCAUGGCGAACGUAUAGUGUUGAACAUCACCGAACUCGACAUACUGAAAUCAGACCAAUGUAGUAGUGAUUAUUUAGAAAUCCGCGAUGGGUACUGGCACAAAUCUCCACUGCUCGGCAGGUUUUGCGGGAGUGUUCGCAUCCAAGACCUCAUAGUGACUGGCAACAGCAGAAUGCUCAUCAGUUUUAUGAUAUCUGACAAAGGUACAAAAUACAAAGGAUUCACUGCAAAUUACGAAGCCGUUUGUGGAGGAGAAGUCAUGGUAACUGACGAACAAGGGCACUUAGAAUCUCCUAAUUUUCCAGACGAUUAUUUACCGAACAAAGAGUGUAUUUGGAAACUUACAGCACCAGAGGGAUAUCAAGUUGGAUUAAAAUUUAACGUAUUCGAGAUCGAAAACCACGACAAUUGCUUCUACGAUUACGUGGAGAUCAGAAACGGACAUUCGGCCGACAGCCCUUUGAUAAACAAGUAUUGCGGCUACAAGCUACCUUUGGACGUCCAUUCCAGCACGAAUAAGCUGUAUGUCAAAUUUCUAUCAGACAGCUCCGUGCAGAAGGCCGGAUUUUCCGCCACAUUUAUGAAAGAGUACGACGAAUGCACUUCUGUGGAUCAUGGAUGCGAGCAGUUUUGCAUCAAUACGCUGGGUGGAUAUGAUUGCGCUUGUAAAGUGGGUUUUGAGCUACAUUCAGAUAACAAACAUUGUGAAGACGCUUGCGGUGGUAUUAUCGAAGCGACUAAUGGUACAAUUACAAGUCCUUCGUUUCCAGACCUGUAUCCCGGAAAUAAAAGUUGCAUAUGGGAAAUAAUAGCGCCAGUUCAGUUUAAAAUCACGUUGAACUUUACUCACUUCGACUUGGAAGGGAACAACUUACACCAGGCUGAAUGUGAAUACGACCGAGUGGAGGUGUACAGCAAAAUUGGUUCGGACAAACUCAGGAAGCACGGGGUGUACUGCGGUCAAGAAGCACCAUCCAUGAUAACUUCGGAGGCAAAUGCACUGCGCGUGGAAUUUGAGUCGGACAGUUCUGUGCAUAAGACCGGAUUCGCUGCAGUUUUUUUUACUGACAUGGACGAGUGCGCCGUAAACAACGGCGGAUGCCAACAUGAGUGUAAAAACACUCCCGGAUCAUACGAGUGCACGUGCAACAACGGAUUUACAUUGCACGAGAACAAACAUGAUUGCAAGGAGGGUGGUUGUAAGCAUGAGAUUUCGGCCCCACGUGACGUCAUUUCCAGUCCCAACUACCCGGACUCAUAUCCGGGCCGGAAGGAUUGCGUCUGGCAUUUUACCACCACCCCGGGCCACAGGAUCAAAGUGCUGUUCGAUACAUUUGAAAUGGAACCACAUCAAGAGUGCGCGUACGAUCACAUUACGUUCUACGACGGGCCCACGCCGGAUUCGCAGAUUCUCGGACGGUUUUGCGGUUCCAAGAUCCCACACCCCAUAGUAUCCUCGUCUAAUCAACUUUACUUGGCCUUCAAAAGCGAUGCAUCGGUACAGCGUAAAGGAUUUUUGGCUACGCACAGCACGGUUUGUGGUGGUAGACUGAUAGCCACGAACAACGUAAAACACUUUUACUCGCAUUCCAAUUACGGCGAUCUGAACUACGAUAGCGACGCUAUGUGCGAAUGGACCAUCGAAGCCAAAGCCAACAUGAACGUGCACCUGACAUUCUUGACUUUCGAACUGGAAGACGAAAAGGAUUGCAUGUAUGACUACGUGGAAGUGUGGAGUAGCUUGGACACUAGCGGACCGUUCUUCGGAAAAUUCUGUGGACCGACCAACCCGACGGAUGUGAUAUCUACGAACGACGCUCUGUUGCUUCGGUUUAAGACAGACAGCACAAUCGUGAGCAAAGGAUUUUCCGCAUCGUACAUAGCUGUGGAGUCGAUGAACCCUAGUGUCGAAUAUUCAUCGUUGACCGAUGAAGACGACGUUGAUUUGGCCUUCCAUAAGAAUAAAAAAAACAAGAAAAAGAAAAACAAACCGUCGUCGUCGAACCAGACGAAUGGCGAUGGGGACGAUGGCGAUAGUGACGGCGGGGGCGGUGGAGACGAAGAUGACGAUGACGAGGACGACGAUGACGAAGACAUGCUCGCCGUCAAAAGUCCGUGAUGACGAUACAACAUACGAUAUCAUAAUUUAAACAUAGUAACCCGGCGACGACGGACGGUUAAGAAAUCACAAAAAAAAAAAAAAA
Rhopalosiphum maidis (corn leaf aphid) is the source of this 3749-nucleotide messenger RNA. Its product is annotated as tolloid-like protein 1. Gene Ontology annotation, biological process: proteolysis. The record is from RefSeq and is a predicted model, not a curated record. NCBI's taxonomy places the organism in Eukaryota, Metazoa, Arthropoda, Insecta, Hemiptera, Aphididae. The transcript is spliced from 19 exons. The coding region runs from base 365 to 3664 and encodes 1099 amino acids. Gene Ontology annotation, molecular function: zinc ion binding; calcium ion binding; metalloendopeptidase activity.